This is a messenger RNA of Dibothriocephalus latus, 1428 nucleotides long. The record is from the annotation of a GenBank genome assembly. Lineage: Eukaryota; Metazoa; Platyhelminthes; Cestoda; Diphyllobothriidea; Diphyllobothriidae.
AUGUGCACCAACACAUUUUGUGGACCUGUAGGCAAAUCUCCGACAUCAAUUCCUCCUCCUGGCAAUCCAUUUUACCCUCUAGCCAAUCCUAAAGGAACGGAUUUGAAAUGUGAAGUCUGUUCGAAGCCUGCUUAUUUACAAUGCUCUCUGUGCCAUGUGACUUAUUACUGCGGUCUUGAUCAUCAAAAAAUAGACUGGAUCAGCAUCCAUGAAAGGAUCUGCUCAACCUUGGCUGGAUUACGGAGACCCAUUUCCUUCAUAGCUUCUGAGGAUGAAAGACGAAAGAAAAAGGAGGAAACUUUGCAACUGCAGAUACAAAUGGUCGAUCUUACGCAAAUGAUUGGUCAAAAGCUCCUAUUUCAAGGAAAGCCAGAGGAAGCAGUCCCGGCAGCUCUUCAAUGUUUGAAGUUUACCGUGGACGCAUACGGACUUGCUAGUGUGGAGUUGGUAACACCCUACCUCAUUUUGGCGGAAUCGAGUAUAGGUUUGAACCGACUUGAUCAGGCCGAGGCUUAUCUUGCACAAGCCCAAUGGACGAUGCUCAAGACCCAGCAUCAGUGUUCAAACGCUAUUCGUUCUCAGCUUCAGCGUAAACUGGCGCUUCUAUUUGCUGCGAAAGGUGACUACCAGGCAGCGCUUGAAAGUCUAGCCCAAGAUAUCUACUACUCAUCCUGCGAUUUUGGCCCCAACCACAUUCGCACAUCCGGUGGCUACUUCCAAAUGGCGGAAGUCUUUUAUCUCAUCUACCUGAAGGAGAAGGGAUUGGCCAAGGAGGUGGAGGAGGAGGACAAGAGGAACCCCCUGAGGACGGAGGGUAUGAUUUGUCCCUCUUCAGCGCCGCAAAUUCCGACCUCAGAGCCGCGUCGACCCCUGCCUCCGGCGUUGGUCAUCAAAGACCGCGUACCACCAGAAGAGCCAGUGGUCACCAACUCGCCCCUCUACAUGUCACGCAUAUAUAAGAACAGUUCCGUCCUGCCGAAACCUGUGGAGAAGGACCGUGUGGCGGACGACUUAUUUGCACGAGUUGUUGACAUCUGGGCAACCUACCUUGCCACCAUUAUACAGUCCAUCAUUAAAAAGCCAACCAUUCCGGAGGGUUGCGGUUCCGUUGUGGCAGAAAUAACGAUGAAUGAGAAAAUGACGCUGGGUGAGGCGGAAGCCGCCGAGUGUCUGAAAAUGCUUCACGCCAUAAACAACUAUCGGACAGCACGGGCAGUAAAGGAUGGAAUUCAGUUUGUUGCCCUUGCCGCCGGUCGUCCUGAUCCAAGGGCCCGCCUUCACCUAGCACUCGCAAUGGUUUACUUCAUCCUCGAGGAGAAAGCCAGAGCCCAUCAGUACCUGGAGGAUGCGGAGAUCUCCGUUAAGGCGGCGGAAAAAAGCCAUACUCUGAAUGAAGAACUCGCGCUGAUAAAGAGUGCCCUAUCCUGA